AUGGUGAGCGCUGAAGCAGCAAGAAACGUCGUAGGCAUUAUCGGGAAUGUCAUCUCCUUCGGGCUUUUUCUCUCCCCUGUUCCUACAUUUUGGAAAAUCAUUAAGAAGAAGGACACGGAGGAGUUCAAGCCGGACCCUUACAUGGCAACAGUACUGAACUGCUUGUUCUGGAUCUUCUACGGCAUGCCGUUUGUUCACCCUGACAGCACUCUUGUGGUCACCAUUAACGCCGUCGGCCUUGCUCUCGAGCUCAUCUACCUCACCAUCUUCGUCGUUUAUGCUUCGGCCAAAGGAAGGAAGAAGGUGGGUUUAUGGCUUGCAGGUGAAGUAAUCUUCUUCGCCGCAGUGGUUCUGAUCACUCUGCUAUGUGUGCACGGCACCAAGAACAGGUCUAUGGUGGUUGGUAUCAUCUGUGAUAUUUUCAACAUCAUUAUGUACUCUUCCCCUCUUACUAUCAUGGCGAAAGUGAUCAAGACCAAGAGUGUCGAGUACAUGCCGUUUUACCUCUCACUGACCAACUUCCUCAAUGGUUUGGUCUGGACCGCUUAUGCUCUCAUCAAAUUUGACAUCUACAUCCUGAUUAGCAACAGUCUCGGUGCAGUUUCUGGUUUGGUUCAACUCGUUCUUUAUGCAUGGUACUACAAGUCCACUCCGAAAGACAGUAAGGACGUCGCCGGAAAGCCUACAACAGAAGUGCAGCUCUCUGAUCAUACAGCUACUGGAGCAGCUAGAGUCUGAUGA
Molecule: messenger RNA, 741 nt
Organism: Pyrus x bretschneideri (Chinese white pear)
Lineage: Eukaryota; Viridiplantae; Streptophyta; Magnoliopsida; Rosales; Rosaceae
Product: bidirectional sugar transporter SWEET6b-like
Exons: 6
Coding region: 1-738 (245 amino acids)
Biological process (GO): carbohydrate transport
Cellular component (GO): membrane
Molecular function (GO): sugar transmembrane transporter activity
Source: RefSeq, a predicted model, not a curated record